AUGGCUCGCGCCGGGGCUCUGCCCGGAGACUGGCCCCGGGAGGCGGCGGCAGGAGACGCCUCCUGCCGCAGGGAGGACGAGGCGCGGGACGCGCUCUCCCUGGAGCAGAUCCUGAGGCUCUACAACCAGCCCAUCAACGAGGAGCAGGCGUGGGCCGUGUGCUACCAGUGCUGCGGCUCCCUGCGGGCCCGGGGCCGCCGCCGCGAGACCCCCGCCGCCAGGGCGGAGGUGGCCUCCCACGUCCGCAUCUGGAAGGACGGAGCCGUCACCCUGGAGCCGCCCAGUGGGGCUUCCCCUCCGGCAGCAGGUAAAUCAGGACGUUCACACUGCACAGAAACAGAGAUUAUUGAAUCACUGGGGAUUAUUAUUUAUAAAGCUCUGGACUAUGGCUUGAAGGAGAAUGAAGAGCGAGAACUAAGUCCUCCCUUGGAGCAGCUUAUAGAUCACAUGACCAAUACCGUGGAGGUAGAUGGGAGUAAAGAUGAAGGCUAUGAGGCUCUGGAUGAAGGCGUGGAGGAAGAUGAAGAUGAAAAAGAGGAAGUUGAGGUCAUUCACUCCUAUAAAGAUGUCAUGAAGUUAUGUGCUGCCCAUCUACCAACCCGAUCAGAGGCACCAAACCACUAUCAGGCAGUAUGUCGGGCACUAUUUGCUGAAACAAUGGAGUUGUACACAUUCCUGGCCAAAAUUAAAAGUGCAAAAGAGAAUCUGAAGAAGAUUCAGGAAAUGGACAAAGAAAGGAGUGAUGAAUCCAGCACAGACCUUGAUGAGUUGAAAAAUGCUGACUGGGCCCGCUUUUGGGUACAGGUGAUGCGAGAUUUGCGGGACGGUGUUAAACUUAAGAAGGUUCAAGAGCGUCAGUAUAAUCCACUUCCAAUAGAAUAUCAGCUCACGCCCUAUGAAAUGCUAAUGGAUGACAUUAGAUCCAAACGCUAUACCUUAAGGAAGGUUAUGGUCAAUGGGGAUAUUCCACCUCGAUUAAAAAAGAGUGCUCAUGAAAAAAUCCUGGAUUUCAUCCGAUCACGGCCCCCAUUAAAUCCUGCCUCUGCAAGAAAACUGAAACCAACCCCACCACGGCCACGCAGCCUCCAUGAAAGGAUACUGGAGGAAAUCAAGGCAGAAAGAAAGCUGCGCCCUGUCUCACCAGAUGAGAUCAGGCGUAGCAGGCUAGCAAUGCGGCCACUUAGCAUGUCUUACAGUUUUGACCUGUCAGAUGUAUCCACACCAGAGGCCUCAAGAAAAUUAGCAGACAGCUCUGUAGUAAAUGGUGGCUUGACACCACAAGCAAAGGUGAAUGGCGUCAGCACUACCCAAGUGACAAUGCAGCGAAAGAGACUCCUUAAAGCCCCUACGUUGGCUGAACUGGAUAGCUCGGAUUCAGAGGAGGAGUCUAUGCACAAAUCAGCAAGCAGCAGCAGUGUCUCUCCUUCCCAAAUGGAAGACUCCUUUCAAGAGACCACCUCUGGUAGAAAGAUGCCUCCGAAGUUUUUGCCAAUAUCAUCCACACCACAGCCAGAGAGGCGUCAACCACCACAGAGGCGACACUCCAUUGAAAAAGAAACGCCGACUAACGUGAGGCAGUUCCUACCACCUUCAAAACAGAGCUCCAGGUCACUUGUUCCUAGGAUAACCAGGUUUUUUCCAAGGACGACUUUCAGACCAUUUUUUUCAACCAUACAAACAGCUUCUCUGCUCAGCUCUCAUCCCUUUGAAGCAGCCCUGGUUGGAGUGGCAAGGGCUAUGUAUUAUCUGUGUGACAGAGCUUUUACCAGCAGGUGGAAACCCCCAAAGGAGGAAUUUUGUUACCCAGUGGAAUGUCUGGCCCUGACAGUGGAGGAAGUCAUGCACAUUCGUCAGGUGCUGGUGAAAGCAGAGCUGGAAAAGUACCAGCAGUAUAAAGAUGUCUACACUGCCCUCAAAAAAGGAAAGCUCUGUUUCUGUUGUCGAACAAGGAGGUUUUCUUUCUUCACCUGGUCCUACACCUGUCAGUUUUGUAAGAGGCCUGUAUGUUCACAGUGUUGCAAAAAGAUGCGGUUGCCAUCAAAGCCAUACUCCACCCUUCCUAUCUUCUCUCUGGGACCUUCUGCUUUGCAGAGAGGAGACAGUUUUAUGAGACCAGAAAAACCCUCCACCAGUCACCACCGGCCGCUUAGGAGCACGUCCAGGUUGUCCACAAAGUCUAAGUCUGUGGAUAAAUCAAAUGAAGAUCUACAGUUUCCCAAAGAGUUAAUGGAGGACUGGAGCACCAUGGAGGUGUGUGUGGACUGCAAAAAGUUUAUUUCAGAAAUCAUCAGCUCAAGCCGGCGCAGCCUCUCUCUGGCCAACAAACGAGCCAGGUUAAAAAGGAAAACACAGUCGUUCUACAUGGCAUCACCAGGCACCUCUGAAUACUGCCCUUCUGAGAGAACUAUCAAUGAGAUCUGA
Emys orbicularis (European pond turtle) is the source of this 2421-nucleotide messenger RNA. RefSeq names its product spire type actin nucleation factor 1 (gene SPIRE1). Gene Ontology annotation, biological process: establishment of meiotic spindle localization; polar body extrusion after meiotic divisions; cleavage furrow formation. The coding region runs from base 1 to 2421 and encodes 806 amino acids. The record is from RefSeq and is a predicted model, not a curated record. Gene Ontology annotation, cellular component: cytoplasmic vesicle membrane; cell cortex. Gene Ontology annotation, molecular function: actin binding. The transcript has 18 exons. NCBI's taxonomy places the organism in Eukaryota, Metazoa, Chordata, Testudines, Emydidae.